Glycine soja is the source of this 1413-nucleotide messenger RNA. RefSeq lists its product as uncharacterized. Lineage: Eukaryota; Viridiplantae; Streptophyta; Magnoliopsida; Fabales; Fabaceae. The transcript has 2 exons. The record is from RefSeq and is a predicted model, not a curated record. Bases 59 to 1174 code for a protein of 371 amino acids.
GAAGGAAAGAAUCAACGUUCCAGUCUUCAUUUGUGUUUUUGUAGAUAGAAGCCCAGCCAUGGAUAGGCUUCUAUCAUCGCCUUCACCCCCUUCUUUCACAUUUCUCACUCGAUUCGAAUCUGCAACUGCAAGAUUCAUUUUCACACGUUCUCAUUCUCACUUGAAGCGGGUCACCUCAAUUUGUUGCCAGCAUGCUAAUCCAUCUCCUUUCACUCCCUUUCUCGCUUCUUCCAACCACCCCAAUACUUUUCCAUCCAUUUCCUCUCCUUCAGUUCGCUCCACACCCGAAUCCCAUUCUCUCAAUCAAAUCAAAACUGGGGCUUUCCAAAAACCAAAGGUAAUAACAGCUCGGACGCUUGUAAUACUUUCUGCUCUUGCUAUGAUCUUAAUCCAACCAGCUAUUGCACCAGCAGCUUUUGCUACCUUUCAAACUGCUGCCAAGACUGGUGGUCCUGCUGCUGCAGUUGGUAGAAAACUAAUCCAUACUGAGCUCCUAAGUAGUGCUUGGACUGGUUUCUUAGCUGGCUGCUUGCACACCUUAUCAGGGCCUGACCACCUAGCUGCCUUGGCUCCAUUGUCAAUCGGUCGAACACGAAUGGAGAGUGCUGCUGUUGGAGCCCUUUGGGGUUGUGGCCAUGACGCCGGUCAGGUUCUUUUUGGGUUAAUAUUUCUUAUCCUCAAGGAUCAACUCCAUAUUGAAAUUAUCCGAACUUGGGGCACCAGAGUGGUGGGUCUUACUCUGCUAAUAAUUGGUGCUUUGGGAAUUAAAGAAGCUUCAGAAGUACAUGCCCCAAUUGUUGCAUUAGAAAGUGAUGAAUGCAAUGUCAACGUGUAUGAAUCACUUGAUAAUCCAACAGUAGGCAAAAAGAAGAUAGGUUUUGCUACUUUUGCAACAGGGAUAGUCCAUGGCCUGCAACCAGAUGCAUUGAUGAUGGUGUUGCCUGCCCUUGCUUUGCCUUCACGUUUAGCUGGUGCUGCGUUUCUCAUCAUGUUCUUAAUUGGAACUGUAAUUGCAAUGGGAAGUUAUACUGUGUUUAUAGGCUCGUGUAGCCAGGCACUGAAGGAUAGAGUACCUAGGAUAACCGAGAAACUCACUUGGGCUUCUUCCCUUAUUGCAAUAGCCCUCGGAUUGGCUAUCAUUAUUAGCCAGUUUUUUGGGUUUCAUCUGUAUUAAGUAUUAAAACAUUUUUAAUCAGACUUUUUUUGGUAUUUAGAAAAAGUAGAGACGUUGGACAGAAAUUUGGGUUGUUUAGAGGAAGUACAAUCCAGGAAACAUGUGAAAUUGAUUGUUGAUUAUUUACUUUGCACUUGAAUGUGUGUAGGUAUAUGUAAGUUCCAUGAUUCUGCAGCUGAGAACAGCGUAGCUCUUUUGUCUAUAUUUCUGGAAUUUAUUUUAUAUACUGUUGUCUGUCA